ACGCUCCGUUGUUAGCAACAGAGGAGGUAACCCUCAACCUAUGACUACUUCAUUACUACACAAGAUAGUAAAACUCGGGAUCAACAUUUGGUAUCAGUAUUUCAUAGACAAAGAGCAUUUGGACAAACAGGUAAGUUUUUUUUUUUUAAUGUUAGUUUACAUUUUAAAUUUUGUAAAUAUAGCAUGUAAUUAAUUGUCAUUGGUGUAGUGUCCUAUUUAAAAAAUUAUAUUUUUUAAAACACAAAUAUUGCAUUAUAAUCAAGACAUACCAUAAAUAAUCCUUUCAUUAUGAUUACAUUGCAUUAGUUGAUUUUCUUAAAUAAUUUGUUUUCCCUUUAUCAUUAUAACAUCGAAUGUCUUACCAAUUUAAAUUGGGACAUAAAUAUUUAUUUGUGUAAUAGGCCUGAGCUGGGUGAAGUUAUUUGUUUUGUUUUUUUUGUGUGGUCCUGGUACAGGGUUAGGUUUGUUUGCGACUAUACUCAUCGGGUCUGUGUCCUGUUGUUGGUAUUCUAUUCAAGAAAUAUCUAUAAAAAUAAAAAAAAACUAUUUAAGGGUCAUCCAAAUAUUGCGUAUGCAGAAACCCCCCCCCAUCCUCUUUUUUGCACGCGUAUUUUUUUAAAGCCGGCUUAUUAGCGUACAUGUCAAUAAGUCUUCAGCACAAAGCAUAACAUUUAUAAAAGCAAUAAAGAUACAAUUCAAGGAAAUUCAAUUUAUGCAUAGACAAUUAUUACUUAGCAGUAGGUGAGUUAACAUUGUAAAAAUGAAAUUCUUAGUCGUUUUCACCUUCAAACCUUUGUGAAACGACACGAGAUGUGAUGUGGUCUGCUGCUAACCAGUAACUACAUGAGAAAUUUCUGCUUGCAAAUGGCGUUUGGUAGCCGAAACAAGUGUUGUAUUUAUUUUUUAUGCUACCCUUAAUCACCCAAAUGUAUGACCAAUGCCGAAGUGUAAUUGAGAGAAAUUGAUAUAGUUCUCCUUUGGGAAAACAAAUAUAGCCUUGAAGGCGUCGAGAAUCAAAUACUUGUAGAAACCAUUGGAGUAGUCCUACAUACAUAGGAGCAAGAAUGAUAAAUACAUUGAACAUGAUUCCUUAUUACAGGCCUGCACGACCCACGGGCCGCGGGCCGAUUAGGCUGAUUAUUGAGUACUCUGACUUUAAUUAUUUUGUGGAUAUUUUGUCUAGAUUAUCUUGGGUGAUAAUUGAUUUUUUUUUUCUUCACAGGUGGAAAAUGCCUUUGUUGAGAGACAUAGAUCUCCUGAUGAUCGGGAAGACCGGAAAUGGAAAAAGUGCGCUUGGGAACACGAUCUUAAAUAGGAAGGCGUUCGUCAGCAAAAGUUCUCAAAAUUCCGUCACCACAAAGGUUGACUACGAAGUCAGUGAGUUUGACAACCGCGUCAUCAAAGUUGUGGACGGACCAGGUGUAGGAGACACACGCAUUGACAAUGAGCAGUCAGUGAAUCUUGUGAUGAGGGCCAUGGAGUUCGCCAUUUCAGCCAAUCCCCGAGGGUAUCAUGCUUUCCUCCUGGUGACCAAAUUCGGUGGAAGGUUUACUGCAGAAGACCAGGACACGAUAACAUUCCUAAAGCGAAUUUUCGGAGAAAAUUUUGUUAAAAAUUUUUGUAUUUUAGUUCUAACUUGUGGCGACUGUUUCGACAGUGAAGAAAACGGCUUAACAUUUGAAGAGUGGUGCAAUGAACAAACUGGAGUGUUUAAGGAACUGCUUGAAGAAUGUUGCCAUAGAGUUAUGUUAUUUGACAACAGGACGAAAGAUGAAGCCAAGAAGAAUAAGCAACUGAAAGAUCUCAUUGAAAUGGUGGACAACCUACGAUGGAGGGAUCUUCGUUACACAGAUGAAAAUUUCCAGAAAGCCAGGGAAGCACGCGAGAAGUUGAUGGUGGAAGCCAAGGAGCCGAUGGUGCGUGAGGAAACAAUGACUGAAAUCAGUUUAAUAAUACAGAAACUUCAAUGGACACAGGUCAAUGUGGAGCCAGAAGAUAGGCGUUCCCAUCUAGUUGACCUUCAGGACAGGGCUACCGAAUUGCAUGAGAACGUUUUGGAACAAGACCAGGGAACUGGGGCUCUCAAGGAUAUACUGCACACAACCAACUCCAUCCAAGUCACUAUUGCAGACGAAAUUAAAAUUUUACAACGAAUUAUCGAAGAGAGAGCAAAGAUGGAUCAUAAGAGAGAGAAUCUUAAGCAGGAAUUUCAGGACAAAUUAGAAGAGGAACGCAAGCGACAACAAAAAGAGAUAGACGCACUUUAUAGCCAAUUUAAGACAGUUAAGGAGAGUAAAGAUGGGGGCAUCUUUAGCUCUCUUGUUAAAAUCGUCAAGUGGCCAUUUAAGAGCAUUUUUGGUUAAAGACAAUUAGUCGUUUUCAUAGCGUAUUUUAUAUGUACAAAAAUUUCGUUUAUCUAAGCUAUUUUUAUUUCAACGUGUACACUCUAAUUUAUCUUUUUAACUUUUCGGGUUUAAUAUUCAUAUAAUUCAUGAUACUUCUUGUUCAUUCAUCUCUUUUUUCAUUAUUUUUUUUUUGGAAAGCAUUUUUAAAUCGCUUGUUUAAAUGUUUUGAAAGAUCAUGGAGAAAAUUCUGUAAGUUUUUAAAAGAGAAAUAAAAACAAAUGGAAAUUAAUUUUGAUAGUGUGUAAAAUUUCUUAAGCUUAAAUAUAAAUAUUUCCCACUAUCAAUAUGAUAAUGCUUUUAUAAUGCUAAAAGAUAAUUCAAUCAAGUGAUGUUUAGUCUUUCUUCAGGGGGAUGUAAUUGAAAUGAUUUUGUAACACGCAGUGUGGAAACAGAUUUUAAUGAAUUUCAAUCCAAUCUGUCAUAAUGUAUAUUUUAAUUAGAAGAAUGAUGACAUAGAGUUGAUACUAAACUAUAUUGGUGAAUUUAAGCUGGCAGAAGUUUUUUCUUAGACAUAAAUGAAUUUGAACGAGAAAUAUUGUGUGCAUUUUUUAUAAUUAGAAAUUUUAUUAAUAAUCUUCUUUCAAAUUUUAAAAUCACCAUUUUUUUUUUUUAGCCUUCUACUUAAAAAAUGACUAUAACGGAAUUGCCCGAUCAUUAGUCUCGAAUGUGUAAUCUUGUAAAAAUUUUCCUUCACUCUGCUUUCGUAAUGUGUUACUGUAUUUUUGUUUUAAAUUGUACUGACGUAUAUAAAAAUAAAUUUCAUAAUCAACCUACAUUAGCUGCUUUCAUUUCUUUAUUCGAAAUGAUUUAUUAUUUCGUACAUCAAAAUAAAAUUGUCAAAAAUCUAUUUUAUCGAACAGUUUUACACC
Lymnaea stagnalis (great pond snail) is the source of this 3274-nucleotide messenger RNA. The record is from the annotation of a GenBank genome assembly. Lineage: Eukaryota; Metazoa; Mollusca; Gastropoda; Lymnaeidae.